AUGUCUUCAGGUCCCGCUGCCAAGCGCAGGUUGUCCGAGUCUCGCAUCGAACCUGCAACGAAACGCCACCAUAUUCAUGGAUAUGAUCCGCAGACCCCCUGGCUACAUAAUUCAGAGCCUGCCGGUAUAUGGCGGACACGCGGGAACUCAGAUGUGUCUCACGCAUUGCCUCUAUCAAAUAUGUUGUCCGCCGUGAAAGAUUUGAUAGACCCUGACUUCGAUCCACUGACGGCAAUCCUGGAAGAUGAGCCUAGGUUCCUGAAGCCCUUACCGGCUCGCAUUGCCGCAGAGGAUCUGGAAUUCUUGCGAUUCCGCGGCGCACUUUCACUUCCAGAGAGUGGGUUGCGGGAUGAGCUUUUACGCUGUUAUAUUCAAUGGGUACAUAGUUUCAUGCCAGUCUUGAACUUGCAAGAGCUCUUACGAUGCGUGGCUGAAAAUGACCCGGAAGGAAAUAUCAGCAUCUUACUGUUCCAAGCUAUCAUGUUUGUUGGCACGGCUUUCGUCGACCUAAAACAUCUGCAGGAUGCUGGGUAUUCAACCCGCAACAAAGCUCGUAACGCGUUUUUUACUCGACUAAGGUUAAUUUAUUCUCUUGAUUGUGAAGAGGAUCGUAUUGUGAUCCUUCAAACAGUGCUAUUGAUGACCUAUUGGGCUGAUUCGGAGAAUAAUCCCCAGAGAGAUAUCUGGGAUUGGAUCGGAGUCUGUAACACGCAAGCACAAUCAAUUGGGUUGAAUAAAGACCCUGCGUCCGGCAAUCUUGACGUACGGACUAGACGGCUUCGUUCUCGGCUCUGGUGGUGCAUGCACUCUCGAGAUCGGUUGAUCGCCAUGGGCAUGCGGCGCCCACUGCAGGUGAACGAUGGAAUGAGCAACGUUCCAAUGCUCAGUAUGGAAGAUUUUGAUUUCGAACCAUUUUCUCCAUCAGUGGUGGCCAAAUUUCAGUGUCGCCAACUCCAAGAUGUGUCACAUCAGAAACGCCUCGCCACAAUGUUCAUUGAGAAAACGAAACUUUGUCAAUGUAUUGGCAGAGUAUUAUUCGCUCAAUACACACCAUCACAACGUCAAUUUGGAACUACAACUAGAACUACGGUCACCCUCGUCCCUCGACAGGCAUCCGAGUCUGAGUUUACAAGGUGCGGUCAGAAACUGGAGUCAUGGCUCAGUGCUCUCCCUAAAGAUGCACAAUAUAUCCCAAACUCUGGAAAGAGUUUUUGUGAUGGGGAGGACGUGCUGUUACUACACGGUGCAAUGUUGCGUAUGCUCUACCAUGCCACCACGAGUGCACUUCACCGGCCUUGGACGAAUGCUUCAAAGGAUAAAUCCAAAUCGCGGACUGAUCGGUGUAACGAUUCCCGAACAAAAAUGAAUGAAGCGGCUGCAGGGAUCACACAUAUCAUGCAAGGACUCAAUCAGCUCGACCUCACCAGAUUCCUGCCACAGUCUGGUGUGACUGUGAUUUUACCUGCCGUUGUCGCGCACUUGUCGAACACUAUGUCCGACAACCCCGCCGUCCGUGAAAGCAGCGUCUACAAUUUCCAUCGUUGUAUUCAGGUCCUCCAUUGUCUAAAAGAUAUUUAUCCAGCUGCCGACAUGGAGAUUGCCAACAUUGAGGCGGCCAUCAAAAUGCAGUCAAGCGGCUCCGGUACCUUCUUCCGGGUUAUGGAAUACAACCUUGACGCCCCUUCCACAUCUCUGACAACCAGAAAACCAAGUAAUGCCGCCAGCACCACAGAGCUUCAGUCUGAUCCGUCCGUAUCUGAAACACAUGUGCCUGAAAAUAGGACCCCCAUGCAGCAAGGUCAAACCUCGUCCAUCCAAAAAGAUCAGCAACGAAGAAGACCCAGCAUACAAAACGCACAUAAACCCCCGCCGCCUCUAUUCCCCAACGAUUAUGACCAGUACUCCGGCUUUAUUGGUGUUGAGAACAACCCUUUCAACUUUUUAUCCCUCGACGUCGACUUCUUCCCUGAUAUCCUUUCUUUUGCCAAUCCAUCCAACGACAAAACGCCUGAUAACCAAUAUAUAUCACCUCCACCCCAAGACCAAGAGUCCACCGAUUGGGCACAAGAGCUAUUCCGAGACACCGACCUAACCCAAUUCGGUAACUUGGAUACCUUCGGCAAGCCACAAAAUACGAAGCCUCGGGCGGAUCAAGACCAAGAGGAGCAUGAUCUUGAUCCAUUCUCUUUCGCCUUGAAAGACGCAGAUUAUGUUAGCCCAUCACGCCACCAGUCAACGAGUGAUACAAGGGCUGGUAUCACCGGUGAUUUGGAUCGGGACUUGGGUUUCCAGUCUGAGGAUGACAUGUUCUAG
Molecule: messenger RNA, 2313 nt
Organism: Penicillium paradoxum
Lineage: Eukaryota; Fungi; Ascomycota; Eurotiomycetes; Eurotiales; Aspergillaceae
Product: transcription factor domain-containing protein
Exons: 2
Coding region: 1-2313 (770 amino acids)
Biological process (GO): DNA-templated transcription
Molecular function (GO): DNA binding; zinc ion binding
Source: RefSeq, a predicted model, not a curated record